AUGGAGCAUGAGGAUUGGAGGAAGUAUAAACGGACUAUUGAGAUAUUUGAGAAGAUGAGGGAGACUGGUCUUGAUCCAACUUUGAGUAAAGGGCUUGAGUUUGAUGAGUUUACGUGUAGCACUGUGAUAUCGGCUUGUGGGAGAGAGGGUAUGCUUGAUGAAGCAAGGAAGUUUUUUGCUGAUUUGAAAUUGAGUGGAUAUAGACCUGGAACCGUUACGUAUAACUCUAUGAUACAAGUUUUCGGGAAGUCUGGAGUUUAUGUAGAGACCUUGAAUAUCUUAAAAGAAAUGAAGGAUAAUCAUUGCGUGCUAGAUGUUGUUACUUACAACGAGGUUGUGGCGGCGUAUGUAAGAGUCGGGUUUCAUGAUGAGGGUGUUGCUGUCAUUCAUACAAUGGCAAGCAGAGGAGUUACGCCGAAUGCUAUAACUUAUACGACUGUAAUAAAUGCCUAUGGUAAAGCGAGAAACGAGGAUAAGACUUUGAAGGUGUUUGGUCAAAUGAAGGAGUUGGGAUGUGUUUCAAAUGUACGCACAUACAGUUCUGUUCUUGCAAUGCUAGGCAAAAGGUCGAGACCAGAAGACAUGAUUAAUAUUCUCCAUGACAUGAAAUUGAAUGGAUGUCUUCCUGAACGUGCAACGUGGAACACGAUGCUUGUUGUAUGUGGUGAGGAAGGUAAGCAAAAAUACGUUAACCAGGUUUUAAGGGAAAUGAAAAUUUCUAGAUAUGAGCCUAACAAAGACACGUUCAAUACAUUAAUUAGUGCAUAUGGUCGGUGUGGAUAUGAAGUUGAUGUUGCGAAAAUGUACGGGGAAAUGAUUAUGGUGGGAUUUACUCCAUGCAUAACCACAUACAGUGCUCUUCUAAACACUCUUGCUAGGCGAGGUGAUUGGAAUUUUCAUAACAAAAGUUACUUUUUGUUAGUUUUUCAGGCACUCGAUGUUCCUAUGGAUAGGCUUGUCGAAGCAGCUGAUUCGGCUUCAUGGCUGACAUGGAAAAUCAAAUAG
This is a messenger RNA of Vicia faba (fava bean), 1005 nucleotides long. NCBI's taxonomy places the organism in Eukaryota, Viridiplantae, Streptophyta, Magnoliopsida, Fabales, Fabaceae. The record is from the annotation of a GenBank genome assembly.